AUGGCUUCUCAAGCACCGAUUCCUGUCCUUACCGUGUCACUGUCCCGCCAUCUCAACGGCCGCGACAUCAAUGCUGGCUUAGAACAUCAAUGGUCUGAAUCAAAAGUUCCCGCAUCAACUGCCUCUCGAUUCUCCAACGUCGGCUUCAAUCUCGAUGCCAACGGCAACAACCUCGAAGAGCUCAAAAGCAUACUGAAAGAACGAGAUUGGAGUGGAAUCAUACUUGGCUGGUGCGUGCGCGGACAUAUUGAGUUUACUGAACUUUUCGAAUCAGUUGUGGCUGUCUGUGUAGAUCAUAUUGUGCAAAGGAAGGAAGGGAACAUUGGAGAAAAGGAACCAAAGCUCAUUUUCUGUCGUGGUCCUGAUGACUUGGUCAAUGCUACGUUGCGUAACUUCCCGUUGGAUGUUUAA
Molecule: messenger RNA, 411 nt
Organism: Fusarium sp. VM40
Lineage: Eukaryota; Fungi; Ascomycota; Sordariomycetes; Hypocreales; Nectriaceae
Source: the annotation of a GenBank genome assembly